Molecule: messenger RNA, 384 nt
Organism: Racocetra persica
Lineage: Eukaryota; Fungi; Glomeromycota; Glomeromycetes; Diversisporales; Gigasporaceae
Source: the annotation of a GenBank genome assembly
CAAGGAUCAACUCAAGCAGACGUAAAUACUUUGUCAACAGCAUCUACAUUAGACAACAUUCGGCAAAUAUAUGGGAACGCGGCCUCUGAAUUAUUAGAGUUUGGGAAAUUUUUCAGAAAGCUCGAAUUCAGAGUGAAUGGAUACAUUUCUAAUCCCAAUUAUAAUUUAAAAAAAAUGGGGUUCCUUUUGUUUAUUAAUCACAGAGCAGUAGAAAGUUCAUUGCUCAAAAAAACUAUUGAAAGUGUUUAUACAACUUAUUUGCCGAAAAAUACGCAUCCAUUCGUUUAUUUGAGUUUAGAGAUUAAUCCAGAAAAUGUUGAUGUGAACGUCCAUCCCACAAAACGCGAGGUUCGAUUUUUAAAUGAAGAGGAGAUUAUUACGGCA